CUCUCGAAAUAUAUAAACAAAUCAACAAUCUCUGACGAUAUGUCUGGAUGGGAAGUUCGAAUGUCUGGCUCGCGUGGCGUGCCGUAUUUCUUCAAUCAGCAAACCAAACAAUCCAGCUGGGAAAUCCCUGCAGGUCUUACCCAGGAGCAAGUUCAAGCUCUUCCUGGAGCGGCUGAUUAUCUGGGAGGUGGAGCUGGAGGGCGCCCUGCGCAGGUUCGCGCCAGCCACCUGCUCGUGAAGCACAGUGGUAGCAGGAGGCCAUCGAGCUGGAAGGAGCCAAAAAUCACGCGCUCCAAGGAAGAUGCCAUCGCCAUACUCAAGGAGUACAACGACGAGAUCAACGGUUCGGCUUCCAAGUUCGCUGAACUCGCCCAAAUUCAUUCCGAUUGUUCUUCACACGACCACGGCGGAGACCUGGGCUGGUUUAAGCCAGGACAGAUGCAGAAACCCUUCGAAGACACCGCUUAUUCCCUUCAGGUGGGGCAGAUCAGCGAUGUGGUUAGCUCGGACAGCGGUGUCCAUCUGAUCAUGAGGACGGGUUGAGAUUUUGGAUAAUGGAAAAUCAAGUGGAAUAAGGGAAGCUUUUCUUUGUAAUAAUAUUCAGAGCCUAUAGCUGCAUUCGGGCACUAUUCAAUGGAAUCGUCGAUUCGGUUCGAAC
Messenger RNA from Stereum hirsutum FP-91666 SS1, 658 nucleotides. RefSeq names its product rotamase-domain-containing protein. The transcript has 3 exons. Gene Ontology annotation, cellular component: nucleus; cytosol. Bases 40 to 543 code for a protein of 167 amino acids. NCBI's taxonomy places the organism in Eukaryota, Fungi, Basidiomycota, Agaricomycetes, Russulales, Stereaceae. The record is from RefSeq and is a predicted model, not a curated record. Gene Ontology annotation, molecular function: peptidyl-prolyl cis-trans isomerase activity; protein binding.